ACCGUUACGCGCUCACAAGAAACUAUCCGUUAACUCUCUCUCUCUCUCACAUUUCUUAUACUGUUCAUCUCCUUACAGACCCGUUAUUCUCCAUUCCUUUUUCUACAAUACAAAAGUCUCUCUCUCCCUCUCUCUUUCUCUCUCUGAUCCAACAGGGAAGAAAGAAGAAGAAAAAGAAGAGAGAAAUUCCACCUUUCCUUCAAUGGCGUCAAGGCCCAGCGGCAAUCGAAGAGCUCUCGGAGACAUCGGCAAUAUCGUCGGUGCUCUCUCCGCAACAUACUUAGUUACAAAACCCCAACACCAACAACAACAAAACCACACCAACAACUUGAUAGAAAUCGACCGGCCCACUACCCGCAGGAAAUUCGGGGCCGAGCUCACUGCAAAAAACCAGUUACAUGGAAAGGCAACAAAGAUUAUCAUUGAGGAUGAUCCAAAACAAAGCCGAACAGCAUCUUCGAGGAAAAAAAGAAACAGAAUUCCAGAGAUACAUGAGCCGAAAAGCAUACAAAUGGGUGAAGAGGAAGAAGAACAAGAAAAGGAAAAUACCCGAAAGAAGAAACUGGAGAGAUGGGAAUGUGGCUCCUCCUUCAAUGCAUCAAUGUCGACCGAAACAGCAGAGUUACCUCUGGACAGUGAGGAAUGGUGUGAAGUUGAAAUGGAGGAAGCAGAAUCUCCCUUGCGCUGCAUCGACAAAUCAGACUUCCAAAACCCGCUGGCUGUUGUCGAAUACAUUGACGAUAUUUACAGUUUCUAUCACAGAACAGAGAUCAACAGCUGUGUUCCAACCAAUUACAUGUCGAACCAGACCGAUAUCAACCACAAGAUGAGAGCUAUACUGGUUGAUUGGCUGAUCGAGGUACACUAUAAGUUCGAAUUGAUGCACGAGACACUCUUCCUCGCGAUUAAUAUCAUAGAUAGGUAUCUCUCUCGACAAGGCGUGAUGAGGAAAUACCUACAGCUGGUUGGGGUCACAGGUAUGCUUCUUGCAUGCAAGUAUGAAGAAAUUUGCGUCCCGCUGCUGGAGGAUUUCAUCUACAUCUCAGAUGGAGCUUACACAAGAGUGGAUGUUCUGAAAAUGGAGAAAUCAAUGCUAAAUACACUACAGUUUAACAUGUCUGUUCCAACCCCUUUUGUAUUUAUGAAGAGGUUUCUCAAGGCAGCAGAAUCUGAUACAAAGUUGGAGAUGGUGUCUUUCUAUCUUAUGGAGUUGUGUAUGGUGGAAUACCAGAUGCUGAAAUUUCCACCCUCACUUCUAUCUGCUGCUGCAGUCUAUGCAGGAAGAUGUAUGCUAAGAAGGUCUCCAACAUGGACUAAAACACUAAGACACCAUUCCACAUACUCAGAAGAUCAGCUCCAGGAAUGUGUGAGAUUGAUAGUGGAGCUCCAUCAAAAUGCAGGUCAGGGGAAACUGACGUCAGUUUACAGGAAAUACUCAUUUUCCAAAAACAGCUGCAUUGCCAUACUGAUGAAAACAACAACAAUAGAAACUCAUUUCCACUCGAACUGAGUUAAAAAGAAUAAUUCAGUACCAUUAUUAUUACUUCCAGCAAUCUCUUCUUAACCGAAUACUGCUGUUUAUUUACAAAUCUGUAACAGUCGGAGCGAGAUCACAACUGAAAUAAAGAAGCAUCUCGCUUCGUUUUUUUAUUUUUUCUUCAUUUCUGUUCAAGUCAUUCGUUCUAAAUAAAUUGGUUGCUUGAUCUUA
Molecule: messenger RNA, 1708 nt
Organism: Magnolia sinica
Lineage: Eukaryota; Viridiplantae; Streptophyta; Magnoliopsida; Magnoliales; Magnoliaceae
Product: G2/mitotic-specific cyclin-2-like
Exons: 10
Coding region: 203-1510 (435 amino acids)
Biological process (GO): mitotic cell cycle phase transition; regulation of cyclin-dependent protein serine/threonine kinase activity
Cellular component (GO): centrosome; cytoplasm; nucleus
Molecular function (GO): cyclin-dependent protein serine/threonine kinase regulator activity
Source: RefSeq, a predicted model, not a curated record